AUGGUAUCGCGAUUUGGACGUGUAUCAAUUGGUCCGGUCUAUUAUGCGUGGGGGGAGGGGGGGGGGGGCGAAUCGCUUGAGGCUUACAACUUCGGGAAAGGCACUGGAAAAGCUACUGAAUUUGUUCGUACGAAAAACAACCUGAAUACGAAUCGCAAAGAAAUCGGCUUCUGUGCAAUAGAAGAGAAAACUCCCCUCACCUCCGCUUUUCACGUGGUACUCUAA
This is a messenger RNA of Morchella importuna, 225 nucleotides long. RefSeq lists its product as uncharacterized. Lineage: Eukaryota; Fungi; Ascomycota; Pezizomycetes; Pezizales; Morchellaceae. Bases 1 to 225 code for a protein of 74 amino acids. The record is from RefSeq and is a predicted model, not a curated record. The transcript is spliced from 7 exons.